UGAUAGACCAGUUUAGUCGUCAGUUAAUACUAGCACCUGUGUGGAUUCAUAGACUACGUUUAUCACCGGUUCAAGAAAGAUAACACGGACAAGAAGCAUGUUUAAGCUAAUAGCUACCCUGUCGAUACUCCCCUUACUUUGGCACGUGGGGCUAGCAUCAUCCUGCGUAGAAGAUCGCCAUUUCGGGAAGUUUGGCGAGUCAACUCGCUGUGAAAACGGAUGUUGUGACGACAUGUGCUGCCCGAAAGACAUGGGAGUUAUGCCUAUGAUUGGUCUCAUUGCCGGGUGCAUCAUCGUCAUCGCCAUUGUGAUUGGUGUAGUUAUCGUCUGCGUUAAGAAAUACAACCGACCUGGCCGCGUCAUCACAAUGCAGCCCGAAAAACCGAAAAUCGUUGUGUACCACACCGAUCAGCAAACUGAAGACAACCAGAAACCACCCGCUUAUCCUCCACCUGCCUACAUGGAAAUUCCUGAUAGCAGCAUGGAAAAGAAAGAUGGCCUCCCAGCUGGAAUUUACUAAAUACCGGAAGUGAAAUUUUCACAACUAGAGUGAUUUGCACAAAAAUUGAAUGUGAACUAAUUCGUUUUAACAGUACUCAAAAUGUAGUCUUGUUAAUUAGGUUUUUUUUUUAAAUUUUGAGUGUUAAAAUAGUUUAAUUAAUUAGUGAAAUUCAGUCCGAAAUGACUAAGACGGAAUAUUUAUUUUAAAAUAGGUGUAGCUGUGUAUGUGAUGUUCAUUUAGUGUUGGUUGAAAAUCUAAAAAAAUAAUAAUAAAACUUAAAUAAAAAAAAAUUAAAAGCAUAUGCACUGUAUAUGAGGUUUUUUCUAUUGAAAAAGGUAUGUUUAUAAAAACAUAUAUAUUUCAUACAAGUUAAAUGGCUGACAUAUAACAAAAGAUUUUCGUUGUUGGAAAUUCUGUUGGAAUGCUUAAAAUUCAGUAAAAAGAUACGAAAGAAAUGUACCCUCUGUAAACCACUGGCAGCUUUCAUUCACAGAAGAGGGACAUAUUAUAUAGGCAAGUAGGAGAGUUGUAUGUCAGAACAGAAGAGUUAAUUGUUUAAAAGUAUUCAUUACUGAACUCGUGUCACUUUUUUUUAUUGUUAGGCUAUCGGUCUCCGCUUUGUCACUGUUUAAUGUCUGCGUUUAUAUUCCGAAGGGAAAAAAACAAAAACACGUUUUCCUUGAACGUGGUAACAGCUGAUACGAAGACAAUUCAGAUUUGUUUUCUUUUGUUUGGAUGAAUCUCAUUAUACUAGUUCCGACUUAUAUUUGUGAUCGUGUGUUUGGUCGACGUGAGAUAGAUGUAUGCCAUGUGUGUAUUUGUUUUUAGGUAGGACAUUGUUUGGUACAGAUUAAUGACUUUAUAAAAUAAGCUAAAUAUAUUAUUUUGAUUACACUGUAUUUUUUUUAAUACAUUUUUCAUUUACCCCGAUGUGAUUUACAUUAAGCAUUCAAACUUUAUAUGUUAAUGAUGCCAUGAAGUAUUUAUAGGUAGAUUUUUGACAGUUUUACGUAAACUGGUAAUUUGCUGUGUACAUUAUAUAUUCGGUAUUUUCAUAAAAUACAAUGACUUUUAA
Messenger RNA from Gigantopelta aegis, 1577 nucleotides. RefSeq lists its product as uncharacterized. NCBI's taxonomy places the organism in Eukaryota, Metazoa, Mollusca, Gastropoda, Neomphalida, Peltospiridae. The transcript has 4 exons. The record is from RefSeq and is a predicted model, not a curated record. Bases 98 to 520 code for a protein of 140 amino acids.